GAAGAAGGCGCGCUCCUUCGCUCGCCCUCGAGCGCGGGCGGGCGCGCGCCGGGGAGCGGCGGUUGCGCUAGGCCCCCGGAGCUGUGGGCACCAAUCACCGGUUGCCAUAGCAGCGUUUGACGUCACCGUGCGUGUGGUGCCCCUGCUGCCGGAGCUGGUGAUUGGAGGAAACCCCGUGUCUGCGGAGCGGCUGUAGCCUGUGAGCAGCGAGACUGAGGGACAGAGUCUCAGCCUCGCCGCCGCCGCCCAGAGUCUGGGAAGCCGCCGUCCGUCCGUCCGUCCGUCCGCCGCCGACUCCGGACACAGACCAUCCAGUCAUGGAUAAAAAUGAGCUGGUGCAGAAGGCCAAACUGGCCGAGCAGGCGGAGCGAUACGACGACAUGGCAGCCUGCAUGAAGUCUGUAACUGAGCAAGGAGCCGAGUUAUCUAAUGAGGAGAGGAACCUCCUCUCUGUUGCCUAUAAAAAUGUCGUAGGAGCCCGUAGAUCAUCAUGGAGGGUCGUCUCAAGUAUUGAGCAGAAGACCGAAGGUGCUGAGAAGAAGCAGCAGAUGGCUCGUGAAUACAGGGAGAAAAUUGAGACCGAGCUCAGAGAUAUCUGCAACGAUGUACUGUCUCUUUUGGAAAAGUUCUUGAUCCCCAAUGCUUCACAAGCAGAGAGCAAGGUCUUCUAUUUGAAAAUGAAAGGAGACUACUACCGUUACCUGGCCGAGGUCGCUGCUGGUGAUGACAAGAAGGGGAUUGUGGAUCAGUCACAACAGGCAUACCAAGAAGCUUUUGAAAUCAGCAAAAAGGAGAUGCAGCCCACGCAUCCCAUCAGAUUGGGUCUGGCCCUUAACUUCUCUGUGUUCUAUUAUGAGAUUCUGAAUUCCCCAGAAAAAGCCUGCUCUCUGGCGAAGACGGCUUUUGAUGAAGCCAUUGCUGAACUUGAUACGUUAAGUGAAGAGUCAUACAAAGACAGCACGCUAAUAAUGCAAUUACUGAGAGACAACUUGACAUUGUGGACAUCUGAUACCCAAGGAGAUGAAGCUGAAGCAGGAGAAGGAGGGGAAAAUUAACCAGCCUUCUGGCAUUUGUCUGCCUCAUGCUAAAAUUUACACAGUAGACCAUUUGUCAUCCAUGCUGUCCCACAAAUAGUUUUUUUGUUUACGAUUUAUGACAGGUUUAUGUUACUUCUAUUUGAAUUUCUAUAUUUCCCAUGUGGUUUUUAUGUUUAAUAUUAGGGGAGUAGAGCCAGUUAACGUUUAGGGAGUUAUCUGUUUUCAUCUUGAGGUGGCCAAUAUGGGGAUGUGGAAUUUUUAUACAAGUUAUAAAUGUUUGGCAUAGUACUUUUGGUACAUUGUGGCUUCACAAGGGCCAGUGUUGAAACUGCUUCCAUGUCUAAGCAAACUGCCUACAUAUGGGUUUGUCCUGGUGGGAAAUAAAAGGGAGAUAUUGUCUCAGUCCCAGGUGUAGUUCUUGUGGCUACUGGAAGGUUUGAAGCACUUAGCCCGGCUGUGGGAGAGCAGGUGCCUCAGGGGGGUUGCGUGUUGAGCCAGGUGGAUGUGUGGGAUGCUCGGUCGCAAUGUGCACACCUUGGACUACAGCUGUAGGCGUGUUCCUUUAUAAAAGGUUGGGACCCAAGUUACUCUGGAUAAGGGCAGAAACGGUUCACAUUCCAUUAUUUGUAAAGUUACCUGCUGUUUGCUUUCAUUAUUUUUUGCUACACUCAUUUUAUUUGUAUUUAAAUGUUUUAGGCAACCUAAGAACAAAUGUAAAAGUAAAGUUGCAGUAAAAAUGAAUCGCUUGAUAUCCAUUACUUCAUGUAUGUAUAUCAAGCACAGCAGUAAAACAAAAACCCAUGUAUUUAACUUUUUUAGGUUUUUUUUUUUUUUUUUUUUUUUGCUUUUGUGAUUUUUUUUUUGAUACUUGCCUAACAUGCAUGUGCUGUAAAAAUAGUUAACAGGGAAAUAACUUGAGAUGAUGGCUAGCUUUGUUUAAUGUCUUAUGAAAUUUUCAUGAACAAUCCAAGCAUAAUUGUUAAGAACACGUGUAUUAAGUUCAUGUAAGUGGAAUAAAAGUUUUAUGAAUGGACUUUUCAACUACUUUCUCUACAGCUUUUCAUGUAAAUUAGUCUUUUGGUUCUGAAACUUGGCUAGAGAAAAUUGUACAUUUUUUGGAAAUUUAUUCCUUAUUCCCUCUUGGCAGCUAAUGGGCUUUAACCAAGUUUUAAAUACGGAGUUUAUCGUAGUAGCAAAAGUACUAUUAAUGACUACCAUUCCCAACUCUUAUGUUGCCCUCUCUUCUCCCACCGAAAAGAAAAAGAAAAAGGAAAAAAAAAUUGGGGGCCGGGGGUAGGUUAAUUUGAAAAGUAUAUGUGUUCCAUUUAAGAUUUUGGUAUAUGGCAUUUUCUAACUUAGGAAGCCACAAAUGUUCUUGGCCCAGCAUGACACUGGGUAACAUUGACUGUAAGUUUUGUGCUUCCAAAUGACUUGGUUUUUAAGAAUUUCUUGUUAACUCUGAAAGCUUGCCUUUGAUUUUGAUCCUUUAUUCUUUCAAUGUGUCAGGUGUACAGGAUUACCUUCCUUUUGAAGCUGUCUGUCUUGUCCCUAACCCUUCCUAUUGAGUGGCCAUGGACAAGGAAAAGGCCGCAUGCUCUCUCUGGCUCCCCUCAGUGUCAGAGCCUGUGCUUCCUUUGCUCGCGUCCCACACUCCUCCCCGCAUCCUUUUGACUGCAGCCAAUCCUUCCUCAGUUGAUGAGAUCGUGUUUAUCUCCCUAUAGACACUGCCUAUCCCAAAUGGUCUAUCACUGUCUGCCUUUAAAAUCCUUUCUUCCUCUCUUCAAAUAAUGAUGGGGCUAAAUUAUACCCAAAGCUCACCCUGUCAGACAUUUUCUCAGUACUUUGCAGAAAACACCAAACAGCAAUGCCAUUUUAAAAGAGGUGUACUUUUUUUUUCUUUUAGAAUGUAAGCUCCUCAAGAGCAGGGACAAUGUUUUCUGUAUGUUCUAUUGUGCCUAGUACACUGUAAAUGCUCAAUAAAUAUUGAUGACGGGAGGCAGUGAGUGUUGAUGAUAAGGGUGAGAAAUGGAAAUCCCAAACACUGUUUUGUUGCUUGUUUUAUUUUGACCUCAUUAAAUUGGGAAAUACCGGCCCUUUUGGAUAAUUGUCCCAAAUAUCACAUCAAAUAAAAGUGCAAUGGAG
This is a messenger RNA of Ochotona princeps (American pika), 3179 nucleotides long. It is a transcript of the gene YWHAZ, whose product is annotated as tyrosine 3-monooxygenase/tryptophan 5-monooxygenase activation protein zeta. The transcript has 6 exons. Gene Ontology annotation, biological process: signal transduction. The record is from RefSeq and is a predicted model, not a curated record. Gene Ontology annotation, cellular component: cytoplasm. The coding region runs from base 318 to 1055 and encodes 245 amino acids. NCBI's taxonomy places the organism in Eukaryota, Metazoa, Chordata, Mammalia, Lagomorpha, Ochotonidae.